AUGAUGGGGAUGCGCGGAUGAGUGUCACCGCGGCCAUGAGGGAAGUGUGUCGCCAUGCACAUGGGAAGCUCAUUGCGAUCCUCCUGCUCAUGGGAUUGGUGGGCACCGCUCGAUCGACACACGGAGGAAGGAUCCGUUGCUGCGUAAUGGCCAGUGGAUCUUGCAGAUCGACAUGUGAAAAGAUGUCCUUAGUUUCUAUGGCUACAGAUCAAAAGGAACUAGAGCUUAACCUUCAGAAAUUAAGUGAUUUGUGCCAUUACUCUUACAUGAUCAAUUUCUGGAGCUGUAUGAACGAAACACUGGAUGAAAUUGACAAAGGCAAAGGGUGGAUUGGACGACCGUGCUGUCGGAUACCACAAUCUGAAAAGUGCAAGAUGGCCUGUCUCCAAGCACAGACUACUUUCGAUCUUGCUUCAUCCUGUCGGAAGAGUGACGAGAAUCCUUUCUUCUCCUGCAUCGAGCGGUACGAAGCUGGCGAGAGGUGCUGCAAGAACGCGACGUCCACACAGUGUGCUGAAGCUUGUAAGAGGGUUUUCGCCAGCUCUCACACCCCACCAAAAGAAGUGAGAGACGCCAUCCACAAACACUGUACCGAGAAAAAUUCCGGUAUUCAACAAUGUGUACAAGUGUACAUACACGUCACUCCGGCUGAUAAUCCUUAUAAAAUAGAUAUGCGAUGCUGCGAGAAAUCUCCAAGUAUCCAGUGUCGAACAGCUUGUAAGGAAACAUUGAUGUCAGAAGCUACCAACCAGGAAAUAGUCGAUGGUCUUCAACGAGGAGGAUGCGGGCCACCCUUACCUCAAGAUCGACUUUGGCAAUGUUUCCUAAUCAACUCUGUCGCCAACGAACCAGGAGGUUCUUUGACUCAAUCAGAAAAAGUUGGCAUGGACAGCGCCAAACUACAGUGUUGUUUCCGAGCUGCUACCAUUCACUGCCAGCGGCUAUGUAUCGAUACAUUCAGCAAUCAGUGGACGAGUAGUUGGAGUGAUUUCGAUCGCUUAUGCCAGUAUCAAAUGACAGAGUCCGAAAUGAUUCGAUGCUUGAUAGAAGUGGAUGAGCCCUGUGAGCUGGGUUGCGAGGGUCUAAGCUACUGCAAGGAUUUCAACUUUCGUCCGACGGAGUUGUUCCGCAGUUGUGACCCGUCUUCGGACCGAGCAGCUCAGCAGGACUUGGAACUGUGGGCAGAGGGGGGCGUAAUUCCCCUGCCUAUGAUGGAGAUUCCUGUUCUACCAAUCACCAAGUGCCAUCCUGAUGUCUGGAAAGCCAUCGCGUGCACCUUACAGAUCAAGCCCUGUCAUCCCGAGGGACACGUCAACAGAAUAUGCAAGUUAGACUGCAUUAACAUUCUUACUAAAUGCAUUGAUCCGAGUCACAAUCUAAAUCCUGCUGCCGUCUGCGAUAUCCUUUCUCCACCAGGGAAUGACACUCCUUGCAUUUCUCUUGAACAUUAUCUCGAGGAAAGCAAGAACAUCGAAAUAGCUAUAGAAGUAACCCAUCCUUGCAAACCGAAUCCUUGCGAUGCUAAUGAUAUCUGCAUGGUGGAUAGAAAUUGCCUGAUUGGGCAGCCUUGCAGACCAUAUACUUGUAUAAAAGGUUGCCGAAUGGGAGACAUGUCACAGUUAGUUGUUCCUCGGAAUUCGCAUGUGCGUCUGCCGAGCAAUACACAUCCCAGCAACACUCAUGGAUUACAGUGUCACAUGGUCUGCUACUGCAGCCUUGAAAACGGACUUGAGGAUUGCAGAACACAGCCUUGUCUUGGAACGGACCCGUGCUGGGUCGACGGGAAAAUAUACAGUCACAAUUCAAUUUUCAAAGUUGGGUGCAAAACAUGUUAUUGUUAUGAUAGUGAAGUGACUUGUUCUCCUAAACAGUGUUGGUCAGGAUUACCUUGUAAUUGUCAAGACCAUUACGUGCCUGUUUGCGGGGCGAACGGGAAAACCUAUCCAAGUGCUUGUCUGGCAAGGUGCGUCGGCCUUACUGAUGAUCAGUUUGAAUUCGGAGCUUGUUAUGAUUCAGAUCCAUGUAGCCCGAAUUCAUGCCAUCCGUACCACAGAUGUGUUCCCAAGAAACGGGUGUGUGUAAGCAUUAGACACAGAAGCUGCAAGCAGUAUGACUGUGUUGAUAUGCAAUAUAAUUGUAACCAGCUGCCAAAAUCUCCUGUGUGUGAUACUGACAACGUCGAGCACCCGAGCAUAUGUUGGAUGCUGCAAAGAAGAAAAGCUCUGGCGUACUACGGCAAGUGCAUGCCUCAUUGUCGGGCCAGAGGCCUUGUUUGUGGACACAAUGGUGAGACGUACUCGAGUGAAUGUGCUGCUUGGGCGGAAAGAGUGUCGGUGGAUUAUAAAGGCGCAUGCGCUGCUGUAGGCUCAAAAUAUAAUAAAAAUUAUCCUUGUGGAGGGAUAAAAUGUGCCCCAUUGCCGUCCGAACACUGUCCAAAAGUAUUUCCUCCGGGUAGCUGCUGUCCUAUUUGUGGGGUUGCUCUUCGUGUGCUUUAUAGUCAGAAGCUGUCAGAUUGGGCUGUAGAUUCAAUUAGGGAUGUCGAUCCGGUUGUAAUACAGACCAUCGCAGAAAAGCUACGAGAGCACGUGAAGGUCACAGAAUGUGAGCUUUUCGCCUAUCUCAGUCUGGAGUCCGACAUCGUCGUUCUAGUCAUCGCGAUCGCGGACAGUCCCACCAAGUUGCAGGUGGAGGCUUGUGUCCGUGAAGCACAAAAGCUCAAAGAACUUAUUCAUCAGCACAGCCCAACUUUACUUACAGAACUACCAUUGUCCUUCUUCACCACGGCCACAAUGAUUGAUCCAGUUUCGGAUGGUGCGCUACAACUAAUUCCAUUUUAUGGGAGUCUUUUACUCGCAGUUGUAGUAAUUAUCUUGCAGUCUCUAAGGACGUUAUCAUGAUUAUUUUACCAACUUUUGUAAUUUGCAAAAUUGAAUUUAAUUAUUCUAAUGGACCUCCAAAGAGUUUGCCUUCCGUCAAAUUAAUAUCUUGCCCAAAUUUGUAAAUUUCAACAGUUUUCAAACUUUGUUUAAGCGAUGAAUAUAUUUUAAAAGCAUUUAGCCUUUUGAGGCGUGGUGAAGGCCACUUUUCCUCAAAGGGCCACCAUUUAAGAAAUGUUUUCCGAGGCCACAAUUAAGAAAAUCUUUUUGAAGCUGUGUCCGUGUGCUGAAAAAAAUGGUGGCAUUAUACAAGGCAACAGUGCCUCAAAAUAAUAGUUUAAUGAAAUUAUUUUUAAUUUCGGAAAUGGUGAAAAAGUUGUAAAACUGGAAGAAAAACAAAAAUAUCAGCGUGCUUUUUUGAAGAUGGUAGAACAUUUUACACAUCGUCGCCUCAGAGCAACGUUAAGAUAUCUUAGUAUUAUUUCUGGGAUUAGAUAUCUCUUACUGCUGCUCUGAAGCGACGACAUAUAUAAAGAAGAUAUUGCAAUUGUCAUUAAUUCCUAUACGUAUAUGUAUUUAUUUUAAUAUUUUUCGGUAUUUUGCUCAAUAAAACGUAAAAGCAUAUUUUUAUGGCAUUUAAAUAGUUAUAUUGUAGUUCGUCUGAACUUGCAUUAAAAUAACUAGGCGAAAUAAAAAA
This is a messenger RNA of Uloborus diversus, 3573 nucleotides long. Its product is annotated as reversion-inducing cysteine-rich protein with Kazal motifs-like. The transcript has 23 exons. NCBI's taxonomy places the organism in Eukaryota, Metazoa, Arthropoda, Arachnida, Araneae, Uloboridae. The coding region runs from base 18 to 2897 and encodes 959 amino acids. Gene Ontology annotation, cellular component: plasma membrane. Gene Ontology annotation, molecular function: protein binding; metalloendopeptidase inhibitor activity. The record is from RefSeq and is a predicted model, not a curated record. Gene Ontology annotation, biological process: extracellular matrix organization.